This is a messenger RNA of Macrosiphum euphorbiae (potato aphid), 303 nucleotides long. The record is from the annotation of a GenBank genome assembly. Lineage: Eukaryota; Metazoa; Arthropoda; Insecta; Hemiptera; Aphididae.
AUGAGGUAUAACACGCACGUUUAUGAUUUGGUCACCCUUUGCUCAUCACCUAUGCGAGUCACGGCAAACAACUGCCCAAAUCGUAAGAUUUGCAGUGGCGCAACAAUUGUUGACGACAAAGUAUUUGCAUUGUCAUUAUAUAAGCAGAGUGGUAAAGCUUACAGGAUGCUUUCUAAAGUAUUUGCUCUUCCAUCGUGCAAGUGUAUCACGGACAUGUUGAAGAAAAUACCAUUUCAAACAGGAAUUAACCAAAGAAUUUUUAAAAAUUUAAAGAAUGCAGUUCAAAAAUUAAAAAUAAGUUAG